AUGAUGGUGGGAACUGCUAGCUUGCCGUACGGGUCGUCCGAUUGCCAACACAUCAACUGGAGCAGUGGCUUGUUGAGACUUUGUGCGUGGAAAUUUCGACACUCGUUACAGGCUGAAUGA
This is a messenger RNA of Cladophialophora carrionii CBS 160.54, 120 nucleotides long. RefSeq lists its product as uncharacterized. The record is from RefSeq and is a predicted model, not a curated record. The transcript has a single exon. NCBI's taxonomy places the organism in Eukaryota, Fungi, Ascomycota, Eurotiomycetes, Chaetothyriales, Herpotrichiellaceae. The coding region runs from base 1 to 120 and encodes 39 amino acids.